This is a messenger RNA of Prorocentrum cordatum, 864 nucleotides long. Lineage: Eukaryota; Dinophyceae; Prorocentrales; Prorocentraceae. The record is from the annotation of a GenBank genome assembly.
AUGGGGUUCGCCAACCAUUUCAAUUUCAUGAUGCGCAGCCUUUCGUCGUUCGGACAGAUGGCCCAGCUUGGCAGUGCACUGGCGACAGCUCAGGCCAAGCAGACAGCUGGGCAUGGCAGCAGUGGCAAUGCUCCGACGACCCCGACGCAGCCGAGCACGAUGCAGACGCAUGAGUUGGCCUCCGCCCUGACCACCAUGCCCCAGGGGCCCCCGAGUGCUGGCCCGACGGGCAACGCCGACGGGGCCCCACAGCAGCGUGGGACGGAGGACGACUCCCGCCGCCAGAACACCGUGCGGCGCCUGGCAGAGUUCGUCUACAACGGCGAGCCUGCUGGGCCCGCCGUCGCCCUCGAGGAUCAGCGCGAUUGCAAGCGCCUGCGAGCUGAGAUGGGGGCCCUCUCCAAGCGCACGGGCUCGCUGGAGGAGUCGACGCAGCAGGUCGUGAGCAAGAAUGCCGAGGGGGCGAACCAGGGCGUCAAGCAGCUGAUGGCUAUGAUGCAGCACCGGGAGGACCCGUGGCUGCGCGGCCGCGGAGGCAGGGGCAACCCGGGUGGGAAAGGCAGCGGCGGCGACAUCACCGACCACAUCGGUGCCGCCGUUGAGGGUUGCGCCUUCCAGAAGACGAUGGCGGCGGAGCUGCACGCAGAGGCCCUAGGCCACAUCGGAGUCAGUGCAACCAGACGCGAGGCGAAGGCCCUCGCGGAAAGCCUGCCGAUGGAGUUCAAGCCGAAGCUCGAGAGCCUCGGUGCCACCGAGGAGCAGUACAAGGAGGCGAGCACCGAGGCCGUGGGCAACCUGCUCUUCCGCUACCUGGUGGACGAUGGCACGUGGUCCAGCGCGCCUCUCCAGGACAGCCCGCCCUGA